Messenger RNA from Impatiens glandulifera, 536 nucleotides. RefSeq names its product protein TPR1-like. Lineage: Eukaryota; Viridiplantae; Streptophyta; Magnoliopsida; Ericales; Balsaminaceae. The coding region runs from base 20 to 361 and encodes 113 amino acids. The transcript is spliced from 2 exons. The record is from RefSeq and is a predicted model, not a curated record.
GCUAGUAAGUGAGCUCAAGAUGUUGUUCAUGUCGCAUCCCAUUAUCAAGGAGAAGACAAAACUUCCUGCAGUAGAAAGAGACAGACUAAAAAAUCUGAUGGCUCAAAGUAUCAAGUGGCAGCAUUUCCAAUGUGCAAAUUCUGUUCCAGAUAUAACUAUGGGAAGUCUUUUGGAGGAUCAUCGUUGCCCUUCACAUGCCGUGCGUGGCUUUGCUGUCUCGACGAGCGGUCAGAACUUUGCUGGCUCGACGAGCGGUCAGAACUUUGCUGGCUCGACGAGCGGUCAGAACAUUGCUGGCUCGACGAGCGGUCAGAAUACUAAGAACCCGACCAGCAGUCAGAGGACUCAUAACCGUGAGUGAUUGUUAUGGAUAUCAGCCAAGUAGCCUAGCCAUUUGGUUGAUUAUUGAUUGUUUGACUUUGUUUUUGUGUCUGUACCGUACUUCUUGGUUUUUUCUUUACCUUUUCUGAACUCUUUGAAAAUUGAACAUCGUUGAUGUGAACUUAUGCCUGCCCCCGACUGGCUACUGCUAGUUC